This is a messenger RNA of Magnolia sinica, 2210 nucleotides long. Its product is annotated as transcription repressor KAN1-like. NCBI's taxonomy places the organism in Eukaryota, Viridiplantae, Streptophyta, Magnoliopsida, Magnoliales, Magnoliaceae. The transcript is spliced from 6 exons. Gene Ontology annotation, biological process: regulation of DNA-templated transcription; abaxial cell fate specification. Gene Ontology annotation, cellular component: nucleus. Gene Ontology annotation, molecular function: transcription cis-regulatory region binding. The record is from RefSeq and is a predicted model, not a curated record. The coding region runs from base 528 to 1871 and encodes 447 amino acids.
GUUAGAAAGGGAGACAGCUGAACAACCCACAAGCGAAACGGGUGGGGGAAAAGGCCUUCACUCUCAGAUACGGCCCUCUUUUUUCUUUUCUUUUCUUUUAUUAUUUUUCUUUUAUUUAUUUAUUUAUUUAAAUUAGGAGUCUAUGGGAUAAAGAACCGGAGGAGAAACGAGUCCAAGUCUCCGUUUCUGGUGCUGCUUUGCGUGUCUGUUGAUUGACUAUUAUUAGAGGGAGAGAGAGAGCUCUUCCUUAUUCCAAGUGUCAUUUUCCAAGAUAUACUCUCCAGAAGGAAGAAACCCAAAUUCCCCUCCUUCUAAUGCAUUCUUCUCCUCCUCCUCCUCCUCCUCCUCCUCUCUCUCUCUCUCUCUCUCUCUCUCUCUCUCUCUCUCUCUCUCUCUCUCUCUCUCUCUCUCUCUCUCUCUCUUCUAAAGGAAUAAAGUCUCUCGGAAUUUAAAGUUCUUUCCGUUUCCUUUAUACCCUAUUGAAGAAAAUCAGAUCCACGGCUCGUCUAUUGGGAUACCUUGAAAAAAUGCCCCUUCAAGGUGUUUUCAUGGAGUCAUCCUCGGUCUCAGCUCCUGAUCUAUCCCUACACAUUAGCCCCCCGAACAGUGCCCGGUCGUCUCUAUGUAGUGGAAACAGCGACCAAGAGAUCGGCUUUGAUCUUUGGCCUAACCAUGAAGUUCUCAAAUCCAACAGCGACGGGACAAUCCGACCUGACUCACUUGCUUACACUAAUCUCUCCCUCGCCUACCCAACUAAUGCAACGGAGGCUGAGAGUCCGUGGAGGAGGAACUUUGAGAGAGGAGUUGAAGAAGAUGAAAUACGACAAGAACAGCCAGAAAUGAAUCAUGGCCUCUCGAUCUUAGAAGCCCCUAAUACGCUGAGGGCAGUAAAGGGGAUCCCUCUCUAUCAAAACCAUACAUUCCCCUUCAUCGGUUCAGAUCAUUCCAGAGAGAGAGAUCCGAGGAUGGGUUUCUAUCAAAUGGCUUAUCAACCAUGGUCAUCUUCUUUUUGUUCAUCGUCGACAUCAUCCCUAUCUUCUUGUUGUUCUGCUUCAGUGGCUUCACCCGUUCUUCUGGGGAGGGGUUUGGAUCCUGUGGCGGCACUGAACUCGGGCCCUGCCUCAUCUUCUCCAUCAGCUGCUUAUCUUAUGGCAGCUGCGAGUAGGUAUAAUGGGAUUUCGUCAGAUUUCAUGAAAUCCCACCACUUGCAGCACCAGUCACAGUAUAGUGUCGGAGUGUCUGAUGGUUCUUACGGCAUGAUUAGGUCAAGAUUCAUGCCCAAGCUCCCUAGUAAAAGAAGCAUUAGGGCACCAAGGAUGAGGUGGACUACCACCCUCCAUGCGCGGUUCGUUCAUGCCGUAGAGCUCCUUGGAGGCCAUGAAAGGGCUACUCCAAAAUCAGUUUUGGAGCUCAUGGAUGUCAAAGAUCUCACACUAGCACACGUUAAGAGCCAUUUGCAGAUGUAUAGAACUGAGAAGACAACUGACAAGCCUGCAGUUUCUACAGGCCAAUCUGACGGUUCAGGUAAAGAAGAUUUCCAGCAAGUGGCUGUGGCAAGCGAUCUCCACCUUCGACGAUUUAUACACGAAAGAGGGUCAGAUGGGCCAGGGCAACAUGACAUAGAUUACCCUUCUUCUACCACUCUAUGGAGUAACUCAUCAAGUAGAGGAGCAUGGCUACAGACUAACUCAAGUGACUUGGAAGGGCUGAGACCAUCAAGCUUCUCCCCUCUACAAAGAUCCGGACUACCGUUUGAGGAAAGUUAUUCUACUCAAUCCAACGGUUCGCAUGCGUUCCAUAUGGACCAUAGAAAUCCUAGCUUGGAGAUCACCCUAGGAAGACCGGAUUGGCAUGGAAAUGAACAUGAUUGAUGACAUUAGAGGGUCUAAAUAUUUUGAUUUUGAGUUUGAAAUCCCUAAUUGGUUCAAUAUCAUGAGAAGAAGAUAUACAUAUAUAUACAUGUAAUUCUCUCACUUCUUUUCCGAGAUAGAUCAUUUUGGAAUGUCUGCCUAACUUGCAGCAAAGGAGAGAGAGAGAGAGAGAGAGAGAGAGAGAGAGAGAGAGAGAGAGUGUGUGUGUGUGUUUGUUUUGAGUUGAAGUCAUCAUGUAAUUGUGAAAAUCAGGAAAGGGAAAAGAAAACGAAUCCUGUCUGAAUGAUGCAUUACAAGCUUGUUUAUCAUGAAAUGUUCACAACUAAUUUUGCAUGGAAA